UUCCUCCAUUUUUCAACUGCCCUGCGGCACCCAAUUAAGAUCCUGGGGGCUGUCAACCAAACAAAGAAACUUUCCUUCUGCAAAACCCUGCUACAGUUAACGUUUCCUUUGUUUCUUCCAUGGAAUAUUCCCACCUAACACUAAAUCCUGCUUCGCUUUGUAAACCCCAAAAUCUUCUUUGUGUAAAUACAAACCCCUGCGGAGUAAUCAAUCAACAACCGUAUCACUUUUCUCACCAUAUCAACCUCAUAAAAAUCCAAUCGUAAAUCUGACUUGUUUCCCCGGUUUUCAAGUCAACCCAUGGCUUCAAUGACUGCCGAUUUAGCUUUCGUCUCCAAUUACCCAAUGGCGAAAGCUUCUUGUAUGGAUUUAGGGAAAAGAGUAUUUGGGGUUCCGGUUUCCCCUCGAAUAAUUUGGUCAAACAGGAGGAAAUUGAAAAGCUUCGCCACGAGGGCUGUUAUGCAGGUUGGAAGCAUCGUAGAAGAAUCGAAAAAGGAGGAGUGUUUGGGUCUUGAUGUUGUGACAGAAACAGAAUUGAGAGAAAAAGGGUUUUUGGGGCUGAGGAAGACGAAGCUUGUGUGCACGGUGGGGCCGGCGUGCUGUUCUUAUGAAGAAUUGGAGAAAUUGGCGUCGGCAGGAAUGAACGUUGCUAGGCUUAACAUGUGUCAUAACACGAGAAUUUGGCAUCAAGAUGUAAUUAAGAAGAUCAAGAAGUUAAACCAUGAAAAAGGGUUUUGUGUAUCUGUGAUGAUUGAUACAGAAGGUAGUCAGAUUCAUGUCGCUGAUCAUGGAGGUCCUUCCUCCGUCAAAGCAGAGGAUGGAUCGAUAUGGUUCUUCACUACUGAAAAAUUCGAGGGUUGUCGUCCUUUCACUGUCCAAGCAAGCUACGAAGGUUUUGCAGAAGGAAUCAAAGAAGGUGACGAACUCGUGGUUGAUGGAGGAAUGGCGACUUUUGAAGUCAUUGAAAGAAUCGGAAACGACUUACGUUGCAAGUGUAUCGACCCUGGUUUGCUUUUGCCUCGAGCCAAAUUGAGCUUUUGGAGAGAUGGAAAACUCGUUGAAAAACAUCAUGAACUCCCAACAUUAUCAACAAAGGAUUGGUCAGACAUCGAGUUUGGAAUCUCCGAAGGCGUUGAUUUUAUUGCCAUGUCAUUCGUUAGAGAUGCGGAUGCUGUAAAACAUUUAAAGAAUUACUUAUUUAACAAAAAUAAAUCGAUUAAGGUUUUAGCUAAGAUUGAGAGUUUGGAAUCACUACACAAUCUUGAAGAGAUAGUGGAAGCUUCGGAUGCAAUAAUGGUGGCAAGAGGUGAUCUUGGAGUUGAAAUACCACUUGAGCAAAUUCCAACGGUUCAAGAGAAAAUCAUCUCCCUAUGUAGGCAACUCAACAAGCCUGUAAUUGUAGCCUCGCAGCUUCUAGAGUCCAUGAUCGAAUAUCCUACUCCAACACGAGCCGAGGUUGCGGAUGUUUCGGAGGCAGUUAGACAAUAUGCGGAUGCGUUAAUGUUGUCUGGUGAGUCAGCAAUCGGAUGUUUUGGAGAAAAGGCGGUUUGUGUGUUGAGAAUGGCGAGCACACGAAUGGAGUUAUGGAGUCGUGAAGAGAAUCAACAGCCGUCUUUUCCACAACGUGAACUUGGAGUCUCGUUGUCUGAUCAAAUUGCUGAGCAGAUAUGCAACUCUGCUAGCCGAAUGGCUAAUAAUCUUGGAGUGGAUGCGGUUUUUGUGUACACGAAACAUGGGCAAAUGGCGUCACUUUUGUCACGCAAUCGGCCGAUUCCCCCAAUAUUUGCGUUCACAAAUGAGGAAAGCACACAAAUGGCGCUCAAUUUGCAAUGGGGAGUCAUACCGAUUUUCUUUGACUUGUCGGAUGACAUGGACGCCAACAUGGCAAAAACGAUUGAUUUGAUUAAAGCCAAAGGGAUGUUGAAAGAAGGGGAUGCGGUGUUAAUAGUUUCAGAUGCUAUUCCAACCGUUUACCAAACACUCCAAGUCAAAGUUAUUUAGUACUUUAUGCGGUUUGUUUUUUUUGGUCAAAUAUGUUGUUUUGAAAAAUGCAAUAUCACAUGGGUUUAUGUUUGUUUUGGAAAAUGGAAAACUUUGUUCUUGGUAGCUGGUUUUAUGUAGUCAAUUGUAGAUGUUUUGUUUAAUCUGGAUCUGAAUGAGAAACUUUGAUUUUGAGUUCAAAAAGUGAGUAGUUUGACUUUGA
Messenger RNA from Lactuca sativa (garden lettuce), 2203 nucleotides. Its product is annotated as pyruvate kinase isozyme A, chloroplastic. NCBI's taxonomy places the organism in Eukaryota, Viridiplantae, Streptophyta, Magnoliopsida, Asterales, Asteraceae. Gene Ontology annotation, molecular function: magnesium ion binding; pyruvate kinase activity; potassium ion binding. The record is from RefSeq and is a predicted model, not a curated record. Gene Ontology annotation, biological process: glycolytic process.